This is a messenger RNA of Dentiscutata heterogama, 241 nucleotides long. The record is from the annotation of a GenBank genome assembly. Lineage: Eukaryota; Fungi; Glomeromycota; Glomeromycetes; Diversisporales; Gigasporaceae.
CUCAAAUAACAAUAUUAUUUCAAAUAAUUUAGCUAUUUCUCAGACAUCAUUACAAAAUACAAAUACUACUAAUAGAAAAAGAAAAUCAGAAUUAGUACAAUCAGAGAUUCAUAUAAAAAAAAAACCUUAUAGAACUAUAAAUGAUUCAGAAAAAAGUAUUUUAGAUUCAUUAGCUAUAAAAUUUUUAAAUUUUACACCUACUAACAUUGCUAUUAAUAAAACUUUAACUUCAAUUAAAUGA